Molecule: messenger RNA, 2901 nt
Organism: Musca domestica (house fly)
Lineage: Eukaryota; Metazoa; Arthropoda; Insecta; Diptera; Muscidae
Product: periostin
Exons: 8
Coding region: 278-2782 (834 amino acids)
Biological process (GO): cell adhesion; extracellular matrix organization
Cellular component (GO): extracellular matrix
Molecular function (GO): cell adhesion molecule binding
Source: RefSeq, a predicted model, not a curated record
AUAUUUCAACUGUGCUGUGAACAAGAAGCGAUACAAAAAAACACAACUCUUCAAUUGUCAAUUAAACUCUCUUUCUCUCUGUGCACGCACGGACAACGGAGUGCUCUCUGCAAGGAAACGGGAAAAACAAAACUCUUGAACAAAGUGCAAAGUGAUCAUAGAUUUUUCUUUUUUUUUUACAUUGAGUGUUGAAAUACAAAUUUGAAACGGAAGUACCAGAACUUUCGGUUAAUUUGAAAGUCAUUUCAAAACAAGAAAGCAAGCAUUCAUAGGGAAAAUGAAGCGCUUUACUUUAAGUUUUGUCUUAUCGGCAUUGCUGGUUGCCAGCAAUGUUAGUGGCCAAUAUUUUGGAAGCUACGAACCGGAGGCGGAAUUUGUGCCCCUAGAAGCUCAGGAGAAUCCCCACAAUCCACAUGGACGUACGGCGACCACAUCGACAUCAACGGCAACAUCUAGCAAUGGCGAAGAUAAACCAUUUGAUGUCGAUGUCAUCACCACCGAUGUCAAUGGCGGCAAUGGCCAGGCCCAACCUGGCCUAUUCUUCCAUCAAUCCUUCCCAUUUUUGGGUAACAAUUUCUUCAACAGCUUUGGAGGCUUUGGCAUUGGCACCCAGGAAGAACCCUGGUGGAAGGGACCCAAUGUCUGUACCGAAAAGGAGGAAGACGAAAAGGACGUGGAAGCCUCCGAUGAAACUGAAGAAACUCAAACCGCUGAAGGCACUGAAAUUGUCAAACAACCCUCGUAUGGCCAAUUCCAUUUCAGUUUGAAUUCAUGCGUUGAAAAGCCCAACAAAUAUGUCUGCACCCGAGUUGUUAACAAAAAUGGCAAAAAGAAAACUUUGACUGUUUCACGCCAAUGCUGUCACGGCUAUGCCCGGCCACGUAAUGCCGCUUAUGCAACACCCUGUGAGAAAAUCGAUAUCAAAGAUAUUGAGGCAACGGCCGCCGAUAUGGGCGCCAAAGAGUUUGUGGCAAAGGCCAAAAGCAGCGGCUUGGCGGACAUGAUCAGCUCGAGCAAAAAUGUAACCAUCUUCUUGCCCGUCGAUGAGGCGUUCAGUGCCUAUGGCGAUGCGGCCGCAAGUGAGAAUAAUGUGGUGGAAAUGAAAUCGGAUGAUGGUGUAAAGCAGCUAUUCUUGCGCCAUGUCGUCGAUGGUGAAAUCAAUUUGGAAGAUGUCAGCAAUGAGCAGGUCUUGAAGACUCAUGCCGAUGGCCAGACGGUACGCAUCAACAGCUAUCAAAUGCCUUUGACUCUGAGCCGGGAACCCUAUCGUUAUACGGCCAACUGUGUGCCCAUUGUGAGGCGUGACAAACUCUCCGAACAGGGUAUGGUUCAUACCUUGGCUGGGGUUAUGCCAUCGGUUAGCAAGAAUGUCAUGGAUAUGAUUCGGGAACGUAGCGAUAUGUCGAUAAUGCGUACCGUCUUGGAAAAUACAAAAUUGAGUGAAGUGUUGGAGGGCAAGAAACCGGUUACGAUUUUCGUACCCACCGAUAGUGCCUUUGACAAGCUGGAACCCCAUUUGCGUCGGGCUUUGAAGGAGGGCAAGGGUUGUGCUACAAACAUUCUCAAAAAUCACAUUUUGGAUCUGACCUUCUGUUCGGUGGCUUCCGUUGCCGGUGCCAAGACAACCGCCUACAACUUGUUGGGUGAACCCAUGCGUUUCAAUCGCUCCAAGGCAUCAUCGGACGACAGCAAGGCCGAGCAACCGGUCAUCAUCAAUGGCAUUGCCAAGAUUAUGGAGGCUGAUAUUAUGGGCAGCAAUGGUGUGAUGCAUGUCAUCGAUACCAUCAUGCCCACCGAAUCGGCUCUGCCCAUGUCUUCGCUGAUGCAGGAGAAAAAUGUAACCAUUUUCAAGAGGCUAUUGGAGGCAGCCGGUUUGGAUAAUAAAUUCGAUGACAUGGACAAUGUAACCGUUUUUGCUCCCACCGACAAGGCUCUGCAGAACAGCAAAUGGGCCAAGCUAUUGGAAGAGAAUCCGGAGGGAUUGAAAAACAACCAAGAAUUGGUGGAAUUCCUAAACUAUCAUGUCACCCAACCCAUGGUCAAGACCUGUGACUUGGAGGUGAAACUAUUGCCCACCAUUGCUGGGGAUAAGGUGCGCAUUAAUCUCUACUCCACCCAUGCCUUGUUCUCCAAUGUCAUGAAUCGUGCCACUGUCAAUUGUGCCCGUCUUAUCCAUUUCGAUGACGAGAGCUGUGGUUCGGUACUGCAUCAGGUCGACAAGCCAUUGACACCACCCAAAUCGAACCUCUUGCAAAUGUUGGAAUCCAAUCCGAAUUACAGCAAAUUCUUGGAAUUGGUACGCAUGGCCAAUCUCACUGAUCUGUUGGCCAAUGCCGAUGAAGAUUUCACUUUGUUGGUGCCCAAGAAUGAUGUCUUCGAGGAGUUGGAGGAUACACUGAGCAAAGAUCAAACGGAAUUGGAGAAUUUGAUCAAGACCCACAUUGUCAACGAUGUGGUGUGUUGUGCCGGCAUCAUACCCACCAAUUGGCCAUUUGUACGUUCCAUUGAAUCCUACAAUGGCCAUCAUUUGCGUAUCACCCGCGAUCGUCGUCCAAAGAUUCAAAAUGCCGGCAUUACCAAAUGUGACAACGUGGCCACCAAUGGCAUUGUCCAUGAAAUCAACGAUGUUAUUAUCCCCAAUUCCAGACAGCGCCAACCGCAGGAUCAGGAGCACCAACAUGUCCCCCACUAUCGGCCCCAUCAUCAUCAACACGGACAGGUGCCCAGACCUCAGCAACAAUUCCCCAAUGCCGAUGAUAUUUUUGGUGAUUUAUUUUUCUAAAUCGGAAUGUCGGGAUCCACUGAUCCGUUGAUCCAUUGUAUUGAAAUUAUUAUAUAAAAGAAAAAAUAUUCUAAUUUUAUAAUUUAUAUAUAACAACAACAAACAAAAAAAAACAAAAA